This is a messenger RNA of Zasmidium cellare ATCC 36951, 2622 nucleotides long. RefSeq lists its product as uncharacterized. Gene Ontology annotation, cellular component: nucleus. The transcript is spliced from 3 exons. Gene Ontology annotation, biological process: mismatch repair; chiasma assembly. The record is from RefSeq and is a predicted model, not a curated record. Gene Ontology annotation, molecular function: ATP binding; ATP-dependent DNA damage sensor activity; mismatched DNA binding. NCBI's taxonomy places the organism in Eukaryota, Fungi, Ascomycota, Dothideomycetes, Mycosphaerellales, Mycosphaerellaceae. The coding region runs from base 1 to 2622 and encodes 873 amino acids.
AUGGCUGUAAAUGUCACCGACCGUGGCUCCAUGGGAUGCGCUUACUAUGUGGCUCGAGAGGAGAAGCUGUGCAUGAUGGAGGACAUUCAGCUGGGCGGAGCUGACAUGGUCGAUGCACUCAAGCUCUUCAUCGAACCCACUGUGGUGCUCACUUCGAUCAAAUGCAAUGAUGAAGUGAUCGACCGUCUCGACCCCGAGGGCAGAAACAACAGUACACCCGUCGAAGGCAGGAGCGAUCAGACGAGACUCCCAUAUCUGCUGGAAUGUCGACCUCCCGCAGAUUUUGGUUAUCAGGCAGCACAAGAUAAGCUUGUCGAACUACGCAUCGGCCAGCGAGACGGUCCCGCUGUUUCCUACGUUGUACCUGGCGACGUUCUAGCUCGGGACGAUGAGGGUGCGGCCGAUGAUGCCGGCCAUAGUGGUCAACAAGCUCAACUGCUUCGUCUUGCUGGCUGGAUUAACUUGGACAGUAGGAUGAGCGUGGGUUGCGUGGGUGCGCUUCUCUCCUACUUGCAACGCCGACGUUCCACCAGGUUUCUGCCACUUGAUCCCAACGCAGGCUCCAUGUUUCGAGUCAGCUCGAUUGAGAUGUUCAGCAUGUCGGGGACCAUGUUCAUCAACGCGGACACCUUGGCAUCUCUGCAAAUAACCUCCACAGAGUCACAUCCAAACGCACAGCAGCAUGGCCCAACAAGCAAGAACGCCUCCGGAGGCUCGAAAGAAGGCUUCUCGGUCUAUGGGCUCUUUCAUCAUCUGGCUACUACGUUACAAGGUAGGCUGCUGUUGCGGCAGUACUUCCUUCGACCAAGCCUCAAUCUUGAGACGAUCACCGAGCGGCACGAUGCAAUAUCUGUAUUACUGGCGCCCAACAAUGCUGCGACUCUGGACUCUCUCAUCAAGGAUCUGAAAGGGGUCAAGCAUAUGCGAGCUGUCACGACCAAUCUACGCAAAGGUGUCAGAGGUGGUUUUGGCGCUCAGAAAAGCAUCUCUGCGUCUGUCUGGGAAGCUCUGCGCACCUUCGCCUAUUGUGCGCUGACUAUCACAGACGACCUAGCCACAUUGAAUGGUGGAGAAGCAUUGGCCAUUUGUGCGAGGAUUUCGGAAAAGUUCGACAAGCCUCGACUGGCUGCCAUCGGACAAGCGAUCAGUGAUACCAUCGACUUCGACGAAUCCAGGUUGAAACGCAAAACCGUCGUCCAGCAAGGCAUCGACGCGGAACUUGACGAGAUUCGCCGCACCUACGAUGGCAUUGAUGACCUACUAUCGCGAGCUGCAGAACACAUUGCAUUACGCGUACCCGCAAAUCUCGUCGAUCAGCUCAACGUCGUCUAUUUUCCUCAGAUCGGAUUCUUGAUCUCCGUGAUGAAGGACGUGGAAGAUGCUCCUCCAGCGCAUGCUGGUCCACCCAACGAUCCAUGGGAGAAGAUGUUCGGCAGUCCGACGCAUGCAUAUUACAAGAAUGCCAACACGGCAGAGCUGGAUGACCAGUUCGGUGAUCUCUAUGGACGCAUCCUAGACUAUGAGAUUGAGAUAACGCAGGGUUUGGCUCAUCGUGUGCUCGAGCACGAAGCGUUAAUCAACACGGCGUCGGAUCUAUGCGGUGAGCUUGACAGCCUGAUUGCCCUCGCUCGUGGUGCGAAGGACUACAGGCUUGUUCGACCACGAAUGAGCAGAGACAACGACAUCAAGAUCAAGAACGGGCGUCACAUCCUACAGGAAUUGACUGUCGAUGCAUUUGUUCCGAACGACACUCGUUUGUUUGGAGGAUUAGGAGAAGAAGAUGCCUUGCACCACACAAGCGAAUCUGCUGCCACGCCAAACGGUCCUGGAGAGCGAGAAGGACCAAGUAUGGUGCUACUGACUGGACCAAACUACUCGGGCAAAAGCGUCUACUUGAAACAAGUCGCCAUCAUCGUCUUCAUGGCCCACAUCGGCAGCUUCGUGCCCGCAGAAUCGGCAAGAAUCGGCCUGACGGACAAGAUUAUGACCCGGAUCGCAACUCGAGAGAGCGUGUCUCGAAUGCAAAGUGCGUUUAUGACCGAUCUUCAGCAGGCUUCUAUGGCUCUCAAUCUAGCGACACGACGCAGUCUGAUCAUCAUCGACGAGUUUGGCAAGGGCACGGAAUCUUACGACGGCGCUGGGCUGGCCGCUGCAGUGUUCGAGCAUCUGCUGGCUCGGGGUCCUGAGUGCCCCAAAGUUCUUGGUGCAACGCAUUUCCACGAGAUCUUCGAAUCCGGAUUCCUCCCACCGUCUCCAUCGCUGGGUUUCGCUCAUAUGGAGGUGAGGGUUGACACGGCUGCUUCCGAGGUCGACAACCAGAUUACCUACCUCUACGUGUACCGCGAAGGACGCAGCAUGUCUAGCUUUGGGACUUGCUGUGCGGCAUUGAAUGGUAUCGACAAGUCGGUCGUACAGAGAGCAGAAGAACUGAUUCUGUACGCUGCUCAAGGACAGGACUUGGUGGAGCUCUGUUCGGAGUUGCCAGCAGGAGAGUUGGCAGAGUUGGAAGAAGCGGAGACCAUUGCUCGACAGUUUCUGGCGAUUGAUGAGUUCGAUGAUCCAAGACGUCUGCUCGAGGACCUGGUGGGACCUUCCUCGAAGUCGACAACCGCAGGAGAAUAA